Messenger RNA from Grammomys surdaster, 3555 nucleotides. It is a transcript of the gene Bub1b, whose product is annotated as BUB1 mitotic checkpoint serine/threonine kinase B. Gene Ontology annotation, molecular function: ATP binding; protein kinase activity. Bases 165 to 3320 code for a protein of 1051 amino acids. Gene Ontology annotation, biological process: meiotic sister chromatid cohesion, centromeric; protein phosphorylation; mitotic spindle assembly checkpoint signaling. Lineage: Eukaryota; Metazoa; Chordata; Mammalia; Rodentia; Muridae. The record is from RefSeq and is a predicted model, not a curated record. The transcript has 22 exons.
AGGUAGCUACUUUGAGAAGGAAUCGUGUAUGUGAUUUAGUUUAGCAGCACUAGGUGACGGUAUUCGCAGGUCCAGAGCCAGCUGAAGAUUGAGGGAAGUUCAGACAGUUGGCACUCUGAGGAAAAAGGUCUGCAGCCGUCGAGAGCAAGAACUGGGAAUGCAGGAUGGCGGCGGCGAGUGAAGCCAUGUGCCUGGAGGGAGAUGAGUGGGAGCUGAGUAAAGAAAACGUACAGCCCUUACGGCAUGGCCGGAUCAUGUCCACACUUCAGGGAGCUUUGGUACAGCAGGAGUCAGCUGGCAACGCUCCUCUGCAGCAGCAGAAACGGGCAUUUGAAUCUGAAAUCCGCUUUUACUCUGGCAAUGACCCUCUGGAUGUUUGGGACAGGUAUAUUAAUUGGACAGAACAGAACUACCCUCAAGGGGGGAAGGAGAGUAACAUGUCCAUGUUACUAGAGAGAGCCAUAGAAGCACUCCAGGGGGAGAAGCGCUAUUAUAGUGACCCCCGGUUCCUCAAUCUCUGGAUCAAAUUGGGGCAUUUGUGCAAUGAGCCUUUGGAUAUGUACAGCUAUUUACAAAGCCAAGGAAUUGGUGUUUCCCUUGCCCAGUUCUAUAUUUCAUGGGCUGAAGAAUACGAAGCUAGAGAAAACUUCAAGAAAGCGGACAUGGUAUUCCAGGAAGGGAUUGAACGCAAGGCUGAGCCCCUGGACAGACUGCAGUCCCAGCACAGACAGUUCCAGGCUCGAGUGUCCCGACAAGCUCUCUUGGCCCUUGGGAAUGAAGAGGAGGAGGUCUUGGGGUCUUCUGAACCACAAAGAAGCACACUGGCUGAGCUGAAGAGCAGAGGGAAGAAGAUGGCCAGAGCGCCCAUCAGCCGUGUUGGAGGUGCUCUGAAGGCUCCAGGUCAGAGCAGAGGAUUUCUAAGUGCAGUUCCUCAGCCAGUGCACAGUAAUCGCAGGAUCACUGUUUUUGAUGAAAAUGCUGAUAGUUCGUCCAGACUGGAGUUCUCUAAGCCUAUAGCCCAGCCAUGGAUGGCGCCCCCUGUGCCUAGGGCCAAAGAGAAUGAGCUUCAGCCAGGCCCGUGGAACACAGACAGGCCCGUGGAACGUACGCCUCAUGGCAAUUCCGCCUCUGUGAUGUCUGUACCCAGUGUGCUUCCCAACUUUACUCCGUAUGUGGAAGAGAGCGCCCAGCAGACAGUAAUGACACCCUGUAAAAUUGAACCUAGUAUCAACCACAUUCUCAGCACCAGAAAGCCAGGGAGAGAGGAAGGAGACCCGUUGCAGAGAGUUCAGAGUCAUCAGCAAGGGUGUGAGGAGAAGAAGGAGAAGGAGAAGAUGAUGUACUGUAAGGAGAAGAUUUAUGCCGGGGUCGGGGAGUUCUCCUUUGAGGAGAUCCGAGCUGAGGUGUUCCGGAAGAAGCUGACAGAGCGAAGGGAAGCUGAACUGUUGACCAGUGCAAAGAAGAGGGAAGAAAUGCAGAAGCAGAUUGAAGAGAUGGAGAGGAAGCUGAAAGCAAUCCAGACUGUUCAGCAAGAAAGAGCUGGCAACCAGCAAGAAGAGAAGAUGCUUACAAAGGACCCAGCCAGAUUGCAGAUUACUUCAGAGUCUCAGGAAAUGUCGGGAAUGCCUCCGUCCUGUCCUCUAAGCUCGAAUUCUAGGGAAAUUUCACCUGUUGGAAAUAUUUUUCAAGAACAUCCUGACUCUAAAGGUCCCAGUAUGCCUUUCUCCAUUUUUGAUGAGUCUCUUGCAGACACAAAGGACAAAAGUCCUGCUAUAGAUGGUCCACAGGUUCUCAAUGCCCAGCGAAGACCCCUCACAGUUCUCAAGACUACAGAAGUCAUCACCGCAAAUGAGGUUGUGUCUCCCGAUGUUUGUGAUGAACUUACUGACAUUGAGCCUUUGAGUGAAGAUGCCAUCAUCACCGGAUUCAGGAACGUGACUCUUUGUCUCAACCCUGAGGACACUUGUGACUUUGCUAGGGCAGCUCCUUUGGCAUCCACCCCUUUCCAUGAGCUACUGUCCUUGAAGGGCAUCGCUUCUGAUCCUGAGGGACUGUUGCAGGAGGAGGAUCUGGAUGGGAAGGCCACUGAGGGUCAUCACACUGUUCAUCACCCAGCCCUCAGCGUGAAGAAGCUGAGCCCAAUUAUUGAAGACAGCCGUGAGGCCACCCACUCGUCCGGCUAUUCCAGGUCUUCUUCCUCAGUUACCAGUACGUCCUCCAUCAAAGGCUUUCAGGUGCUGGAAAAGCUGGAGCUGACUAAUGACGCAGCAGAAAAUGCUAUUCAGUCACCCUGGUGUUCACAGUAUCGCCUACAACUGUUAAAAUCCCUACCAGAGUUAAGUGCUUUUGUAGAGUUUUCUAUGGAAGAUAGACCGAUGCCUAUGCUGGAGAUUGGGAAAGAAAUUGAGUUAGGUCAUGAAGAUUACUGCAUCAAGCAGGAGCACCUGACAUGUGAAGAUUACACAUUAUUCUGGGUGGCACCAAGAAACUCUGCAGAGCUAACCAUGAUAAAGGCAUCUCCUCAGCCUAUCCCAUGGGACUUUUAUAUUAACCUCAAGUUAAAGGAGCGUCUGAAUGAGGACUGUGACCAGCUUUGCAACUGCUGUCAGUACCAAGAUGGCCAUGUCAUUUGGUACCAGUAUAUAAACUGUUCCACCCUUCAGGAUCUUCUCCAACACAGUGAAUUUGUUACUCAUGAAAUAAUAGUGCUGAUUAUUUAUAACCUUUUGACAAUAGUGGAGAAGCUACACAAAGCUGAGGUAGUGCAUGGAGACUUGAGUCCAAGGAGCCUGAUCCUAAGGAACAGAAUCCACGACCCCUAUGACUAUAUAAAUAAGGACGACCAUGCUGUGAGGAUCGUGGACUUCUCCUACAGUGUUGACAUGAGGGUGCAGUUGGAUGCAUUUGCCUAUAGUGGCUUUAGGACUGCACAGAUCCUGGAAGGACAAAAGAUUCUGGCUAACUGUUCUUCUCCCUACCAGGUGGAUCUGUUGGGUAUAGCGGACCUAGCACACUUGCUGUUGUUCAGGGAACACCUUCAUGUCUUCUGGGAUGGGCUCCUCUGGAAACUUAGCCAAAAUACCUCUGAACUAAAGGACGGUGAACUGUGGAAUAAAUUCUUUGUGCGGAUUCUGAAUGCCGGUGACAAGUCCACAGUGUCUGUUCUGAGAGAACUUGCCGCAGAAAUGAGUGGGGCUUUUGAUCCCACAUUCCACAGCCACCUGAACAAAGCCCUGUGGAAGUUGGGGAAGGUAAUUAGUCUGGAAGCUUUGCUCAUUCAGGAAGACAAGCAGUCAAGUCUCUCCCAGAACCCUGCCUAAGCCAUGGCUGCACUGUGAAAAUCCGGUCUGGAGCUGCUAUGCUUUGCUUUAGAGCACGGUUAGACGCAGUAGCAGCCUGUCAGCAGAGGGUCACUCUCGGUAGCACAGCUUCUAACAGAUGGCUGUGCUCUGGCAGCCUCAUCUGCGUUAUUCAAAAGCGAUUCCAUACAAACAGCUACUUUUUAACCUCUGGUUUCUGCCUUUUCUCUUUUGUAAUUUUGUUUUGUGUACUCUC